Electrophorus electricus (electric eel) is the source of this 5132-nucleotide messenger RNA. RefSeq names its product desmocollin 2 like (gene dsc2l). Gene Ontology annotation, molecular function: calcium ion binding; beta-catenin binding; cadherin binding. Gene Ontology annotation, cellular component: intercalated disc; plasma membrane; presynaptic active zone membrane. The record is from RefSeq and is a predicted model, not a curated record. Lineage: Eukaryota; Metazoa; Chordata; Actinopteri; Gymnotiformes; Gymnotidae. Gene Ontology annotation, biological process: cell-cell junction assembly; adherens junction organization; calcium-dependent cell-cell adhesion.
CCAUUUCCCACCGUUUCUCUCUCUUACACGCACUCCUGAGUUCGCUGCAACACGCAAGCAAUAAAAGGUAGCCCCCACUGAGUACACUACCCGCACGUUUACCCCGGCAGAGCAGCUAACGCCCCGUCACACCCAUAGUACAAAUUACAAUGGUUUGAAAGUUGGCCGCCUCCUCUCCGCUAUACCGCGCCCAAGGACUUUAUCCUGGCUACCGCAACAGUUUACGGCUCUGCGGUACGCUGCUUUUUAACGGGCUAAAGAAACCGAGUUAUAAACAUGUCCCAGAACGAACUAGUCUCUGUUUGCCUGCUCCUUGUGCUCCUGUGCAGUUCUGCAGAGUCAUGUGUUCAGAGGCAUGUCCAAGUGCGAGUUCCUCAGAAGCUGCAGGCAGGUUAUGUCAUCUCUAAAGUGAAUCUGGUUGAUUGCGGGAGGCAUACGUAUUUGACCUGCAGUGACCCAGACUUCACUGUGCAGACAGACGGCACCAUUUUCACUUCCCAUCUUACCACAGUACCAGAUGAUGGCAAAUCAUUCUGGAUAUGGGUGGAGGAUGCGACAGGUGAAAUGUGGAAGGUCGACGUUACCCUUUCCUUGGCUGAUCAGGUGUCUCAGAAGUCCAGCAAUGCAGUUCUGAAGCGCUUUAAGAGACGAUGGAGACCUCUGCCUUUCUCUGUCACUGAGAACGAUAAAGGACCUUUCCCUAAGGAUGUGGAGCUUAUUGCGUCGGAUUCCUCUGUAGAUCGUACGGUUUAUUACAGCAUCCGAGGGAUGGGCGUUGACACUGAGCCUGAGAACGUAUUUCAAGUCAUUCCAGACUCCGGCUUGGUGCGAGUGCUCAAGACCGUCGAUCGUGAGCAGUACCCUAAAUUUGAAUUCAUGGCUCACGUAUACGACAAGUUCACGAAAACUGAGUCAGAUGACCCUCUGCCAAUCAUUGUGAAUGUACUGGAUUUGAAUGACAAUGCUCCAGAGUUCUCCGAUCCUCUGUUAUUUGUUGUGACGGAACAGAGCAAACAAGGCACUUAUGUAGGGAAAGUGAAUGCCACAGAUAAGGAUGAGCCCAACACCCUUCACACCAAGAUCAAAUUCAUUCUACAGAACUACACCGACCUGUUCACCAUUGACCCAUCUAAUGGAGUUAUAAGAACUGUAAACAAACAGCUGGAUAGAGAGACACAAGAGAGGUUCUUUGUUAAUAUAGAGAUUAGAGACAUGGAUGGAGCCAUGGAUGGUCUGUCAGCGAGGGGGGUCGCCAUUGUUUCUCUGACCGACAUCAACGACAAUCCACCAACAUUCCGUCAAUCAACGUUCAAGGCUCAGGUGCUGGAGAACCAGGCAAGUGUGCUGGUCCUUCGUAUCCCAGUGGAUGACAAGGACCUAAAGGGAACGCCCAACUGGAAUGCGGUGUAUGAGAUCACCAAGGGCAACGAGAGCGGCAAUUUCUGGAUGACGACAGACCCCGUCACCAAUGAAGGCCUGCUCUACGUCGCAAAGCCUUUGGAUCGGGAGAAGCAGGAGAAGUUAAACCUGGAGGUGACGGCCCGUAACCAGGCUCCCCUGGUGUCAACCACUGGCACCUGGCAGACGGCUUUGGUGGAGCUGAAUGUGGGAGAUGUGGACGAAGGGCCAGAGUUCGCGGCGCCCAUCUUGCGGCUUAAAGUCAAGGAGAACGUGCCCAACGGAACACUCAUUGGAACCUACACAGCCACUGAUCCAGAGACCAAAAGCAGCAAUGGUAUCAGAUACUAUAAGAUCCCUCUGUCAGACCCGGGCUCCUGGAUCAAAGUAGAGGAGAGCACUGGCCAGCUGAAGACUAUAAACACUAUUGACCGAGAGUCACAUCUUGUCAUAAAUAAUACGUACAACAUCACAGUGAAAGCUGUGGAUCAGAGUCAGAAGACAGGUACUGGCACAGUAAUGAUCCUGAUCGAGGAUGUCAAUGACAACGUUCCUGUGGUGCCAGAAUCGAACCGGGUAGUGUGUACCAUGGAUGGUAAACGAAGCUCCACUCUAGUCGAUGCUGUAGACUAUGACCAAACACCAUACUCGGGACCUUUCACUUUUGAACUGGCCAGCGGGGUUACUGGGAAAUGGAAGCUAAAGAAUGCCACAGGUACCUCCAUCAUCUUGGAGCAGGCUGAGGACAUGCCCAACGGCGUCUACCAGGUCCCUCUGCUAAUAAAGGACCUCCAGGGGGUAGGGCAGGAGCAGAUGGUGUCCGUCCGAGUUUGUGACUGUGACAGCGAUGGAGUGUGUUCAGGUCAGGGUGUUUCUGCCAGACUGGGAGCCUGGGGCAUCCUCGCCAUGCUGCUCUCCCUGCUGCUGAUCCUGUUGCUCUGUCUUCUGCUUCUGUUUGUUUGCACCACGAAGGGAGAGAAACUACGCAUGACCGACGACGAUGGAAGCGGCGGCAUGCUGCUCAAGUCCAACACCGAGGCUCCGGGGGAGGAAGUGAAAGAAACUCCUCUGUUAAUAACACCUGGGAGCAAGGCGGAUGGAAGCGGUACUAAGGGCGGCGGCACGCUGGACUAUCAGACGAUUCGCUCUUUUAGAGGCGGGUAUGGGCAGCAGAACACCAUUGGCUCCCAAGGCAUGUAUGGCACCGGACAGUUCGGAAACUCCUUCCAGAAAUACUCUGACAUGGCUACUAUGGAAACAUGGCAGACCAACGAAGUUUACUUGGACAAUAAACUGUUGUACUUCAAUGAGGAGGACGACAGGCGGUUUGCGGCUGAUGUACUGAAGCCUUAUGGGUACGAGGGAGUGGGCUCUCCUGCAGGGUCUGUCGGGUGCUGUAGCAUAAUCAGUGACCAAGAUACGCUGGACUUCCUCGAUACGCUUGGCCCCAAAUUCAGGACACUCGCUGAUGUCUGCACGAGCAAAACGGUGAGGCGUGGGCAGUGAGAUGCAGGCUGAGGGGGGCGAGGCAACGUGAGAAAUGACUUGAGAUCAGUUUUAGUAGUCGUAAGAACUGGCCUGUCUGUCUUGAGAUGAAAGGGAGAGAGAGGCAGAUACACUGGCUCACUAGCCACUGGAAUCUGUCACCAGCACUCUGAAGCCUAAUGUGUAACUACCUGGAGCUUUUUAAUCAUGCUCUGUCUAAGAGUGGUGCUUGAGGUGAAAAACUGCUCCAUUCAGAUUAAAAUGUAUGUCCAUGUUUGUGUGUGUAUGUGUGUGUGUGUGUGUGUGUGUGUGUGUGCUUGCACGUAUUUUAUUUUGGACAGUACUUAUGAUUGUUGUGCUGUUGCACGUACUACUGCAUUUAUAUACUACUGUGGUCCUUUCACAGAGAAAGUGAUGAACACUAUUUUUGUAUGUAGAAAAUGUGUACAUGUUGCUCUUAUCACUAAUUUCUGUUCUGUACAAUAAAAAUGACAUGUUUGACAAGACACAAUGAGAGGGUGCCAAACAGCCCCUAACAGAGAUAGAGUGACAUCACAGUGUUUUGGAUGGACCUGGCCAAGCAGAUGCCAUUUGACCUUAGAAACACUGGUAAUACUGUUCAUGAUAUUGCAUUUCUACUGUAGGCUUCAAGCCAAAAAAGUCCAGCUUCUAAGCAUCUAUGUCUACUUUUUACUAGUACUAAAACUAGCUUCAUUUUUUAAUAUUAAACAGUUAAAAUGAAUUUAAAGCUUUCAGAGACAUGUUUUGGAACUAUUUUGAGUUUCUUCAGCUUGUCACUAUAGGGGAAGCUGGUGUUAAUAUCUUCCUGGUGUUUUAAUAAAAUCCUUGCAUGGAGGUUCUUUUAAUCACUAAUGGGUUCUCCAAACCCUAACCCAAAGGUGUUAGUUUUGACGUUAUAUCCUUUUUAUCAGAAUGGGGGUUUAUUCUUUGUUAAUUGCUCAAUACAAUUUAAAAGCAGGAACACUGGAUCCUGUAGGUCAUAAACAUUUUUUGAAGUGCACCAUGCCAAAUCUGAUCUUGUAACAUGUAAGCGUGAGGCAAUUUAUCCUUUGCCAGAAAGCCAUCAUAACAAAUCUUCCAGAAUUCUUCAUAAACUUGUCACUGCUUUCUUAGCUGUUUUUGUGUGAAAUGUAACAUUAUUACUUUUUUAGGAGCACAAAAUAAAAAAAAAACCUUUUGUGUGAAUUCAACCAAAAAACGAAUCAUGUGGUUUAUGAUAUUGUACUUAGAUUAUUCCAAGAUUAUACCAUUGAGAUAAUAGAUUUCUUUUUAGAGAAAUACUCGUAAUUAAAUGGAAGCACAUUUGACAUUUCUGUAUUCAGUAUCACAAAGUAAUAGUUUAUACAAAUGUAGACCACAGGCAGCAUUUUCAGGUUCAGAAAUUCAAAAAUGAUUGGCAAAGUUGUUUAUAUAGUACUGGGUGCAAAGGCAGACACUGUCCAAAGGUACAGCCUCUAUAACCCUUAGUGAACACAGUCCUAGCCAUCUGGAAUUAAGUAGAAACUAUCACAAGUACAGUAGAGCCAGUCUUAAUAUGAUACAUAACAAGCAGGAUAUGCAAAAUAAUAAAUACUCAAGACCCAAUUUUGGGUUUCAGGAACAAGCUAUUACAUUAACCUGAACUAUGAAUCCCAUUGGAAUUCAUUUAAGAUCAUCGAUAAACUUUUGUAACCAUUGUUAAUCCAUCUAGAAAAUGACACAUUAUAGAUAUUGGAGAGUAGUUUGGAGGAAACUAGCAGUAGCUGAGCUGGGUUGUACUUCUAAAAGCCAGUGUCAGUGGAGCACCCAUUUGUUGAUUAGCAUUGUCAAAUACUGUACUAAGUAGAUUGUUCAAACUAGAGCCUGCAGGCUGCUUCCCAAGACCUGGAAUGGACUUGAUGAUCUUACUUCCUCAUGCAAAACAUAUCAAUGAAUCGUGCUUGAAGCCGUUACUAACAAUUCAGCCAGUGUUUGUGUGAGUGAAAGCCAGGGAGAGUCAAAUUGCUCCCUGUGCUAGUGCUGUAGCCAGCGUGUGACAUCUCUUGCAAUGUCCUGUGAAGAGUGACGUCAAAGACUUAGCCUCAAUGCUGAAUUGAAAAUUGAUUCUACUGUGGCAAUAGAAAGUCUUGGUCAGGCACUUGGUACCAGAGCAUUCUUUUAUUCAGUGCGAACCUCAUAGACUGAUUGUAAAACGGCACCGGGUGUAUUGCAUACAAGGGACAGGACAGUUCGAUACAGACAUGAAAAGA